Molecule: messenger RNA, 1488 nt
Organism: Arabidopsis lyrata subsp. lyrata
Lineage: Eukaryota; Viridiplantae; Streptophyta; Magnoliopsida; Brassicales; Brassicaceae
Product: probable carboxylesterase 4
Exons: 1
Coding region: 211-1356 (381 amino acids)
Molecular function (GO): hydrolase activity
Source: RefSeq, a predicted model, not a curated record
AUAUAUUAUUGUUUUUAAAAACUUUGGUUCAAACACGAAUUGAAACACAAAUACUCAGUUUCUUGAGGUAUUAUUUAUUGGUCCCACCCAAUUAAUCAAAUUACAGAAAACCCCACCAGCAAAUCUUUUCGUCGGUCGGUUUACCUAUUUUCAUCAAAAUCCUUAUCCAAAAAGUGCACCCUCUUCACCGGAAAAAAUAUUCCGGUAACCAUGCUCCGAAGAAUCACUUGUUCCUCUUCACUCGCUUCACCCUCUCUCUUCCUCCGCUUCUUUCGCCAGUCCCCUCGCUCUUACUCCUCACCGACCACCAUCACCGUCUCGGGCCGCAACAUUCGCCGACUACCCACUACGACCACUCUUCGUUGCAUUUGUUCACACUCUUCGUCCGAAAUCAUAUCCGAGCAUCCUCCGUUCAUCCGGGUUUACAAAGACGGUCGUAUAGAACGUCUUUCGGGCACCGAAACCGUCCCGGCAUCUCUAAGCCCCCAAAACGACGUCGUGUCAAAAGACGUCGUGUACUCACCGGAGCAUAACCUCUCCGUUCGUCUGUUUCUCCCUCAUAAAUCCACACAACUCGCCGCCGGUGACAAACUCCCUCUACUUAUCUACUUCCACGGCGGAGCUUGGAUAAUCGAGUCCCCUUUCUCCCCAAUCUACCACAAUUUCCUCACGGAGGUGGUCAAAUCCGCUAACUGCCUCGCCGUCUCGGUUCAAUACCGACGUGCACCGGAAGAUCCGGUUCCGGCGGCGUAUGAAGAUACAUGGUCCGCGAUUCAAUGGAUCUUCUCACAUUCCGAUGGAUCUGGUCCAGAAGAUUGGAUUAACAAAUACGCCGAUUUCAACAGAGUUUUUCUCGCCGGAGAUAGCGCCGGAGGUAAUAUAUCUCAGCACAUGGCUAUGAGAGCUGGUAAAGAGAAGCUUAAGCCUAGAAUCAAAGGGACAGUGAUAGUGCAUCCAGCUAUAUGGGGAAAAGAUCCGGUCGAUGAACACGAUGUGCAAGAUAAAGAGAUCAGAAGCGGAGUUGCACAAGUUUGGGAGAAGAUUGUGAGUCCGAAUAGUGUUGAUGGAGCGGAUGACCCGUGGUUUAAUGUAGUUGGAUCCGGGUCGGAUUUUUCCGAGAUGGGAUGUGAGAAGGUUUUGGUUGCGGUGGCUAGAAAAGAUCUGUUUUGGCGGCAAGGAUUAGCUUAUGCGGCGAAGCUGAAGAAGAGUGGGUGGAAAGGAACGGUGGAGGUGAUGGAGGAAGAAGAUGAAGAUCAUUGCUUCCAUCUCUUGAGCCCUAGUUCUGAAAAUGCUCCCAAAUUCAUGAAGAGAUUUGUGGAGUUUAUCACUGGUCAAAAUUGUUCUUUGUGUUUUUAGACUUCAGAGUGUGUGACUCGAAUAAAUAAAUUUUGAUGUAACCUUUGAAUUUGAUUUGGUUGUAUAAUUAUGCUUAAGAAAUUAAUUACAGGAAUGACUCUGUUCUGACCAUAUGAGAAUUGUGGUCCAAUA